This is a messenger RNA of Rhinocladiella mackenziei CBS 650.93, 255 nucleotides long. RefSeq lists its product as uncharacterized. Bases 1 to 255 code for a protein of 84 amino acids. The transcript has 2 exons. The record is from RefSeq and is a predicted model, not a curated record. Lineage: Eukaryota; Fungi; Ascomycota; Eurotiomycetes; Chaetothyriales; Herpotrichiellaceae.
AUGCCUGUCUUCGGAUUCUCGGUCGGCGGUGUGAUCGCCGCCGCCGGUUUCUCGUCGAUGGGCUCAAGUCCAGCACCGGGGCGGGCAGCUCAGAAUCGACGAACCAUGAUUGAACUCGAGAGCCUUGGAAGAGUCCUCCGCAAAAUUGAGGGCAUCAUCGCUCAUGACGAAGAAAACACUUCCUAUACUGAUAGUCUUCGUGCUGCCGCGUUUGCGACGGCGUUGACAUUGAAAGACUUCCUGAAGAAACUCUAG